Molecule: messenger RNA, 5069 nt
Organism: Populus euphratica (Euphrates poplar)
Lineage: Eukaryota; Viridiplantae; Streptophyta; Magnoliopsida; Malpighiales; Salicaceae
Product: receptor-like protein kinase BRI1-like 3
Exons: 2
Coding region: 931-4605 (1224 amino acids)
Biological process (GO): protein phosphorylation
Molecular function (GO): protein kinase activity; ATP binding; protein binding
Source: RefSeq, a predicted model, not a curated record
GUGGGGGAGCAACAGAUUCACAUCUCCCACAAUUCACUCCUCUCUUUUCCUUUUCUUUUCUUUUCUUUGCGCCCUCUCUCUCUCUCUCUCUCUCUGCUCCCUUGCCUACCCCCGAUGCACCACCAUUCAACUUGUCCUCUUGAGAGACUCACUACUUCUAAUAUUCUAUUCUCUCUCUCUCCUUGUUUCUGAAAUGUGUGUGCGUGUGAAGGUGUCACUUUACUUGGUCUUAACAACAUGAAUGAAUGACAUCUUUCUAUUUCUUUCUUUAGUUUUUAUGCCCACUUUCUUUCUUUCUUUUCCUUUUCCCGAACGAAACGAAACGAAAACCCUCCCUUGCCUUGCCCCUGGGCUGAGCAGCCUGCCUCAGCAGCCAUACUUGUACUUGUUCUUGCUUUGCUUCCUUCAAGUGGUAAUGCCAUCGCUCGUACCAGGAUAUGUCUGUCACACGUCGGUAAUGCUAUCUGUCAACAAGUGAAAGCCGACAUUACUUUCUCUCUGCACAUCGUACCCCUCCCCUCGCGCACACCCUCUUCUGUCUUCUUCCUUAACUGAUCCUGGGAUUUCCUUAGACUUAAUUUGUACUCUACAAGCAACCAUCACAUCACCUUCCUCUACUUCAUAACCACUCCAGAUUUUCAAGCAACAAGUCAAAGUUUGGAAAUUUGGUGACAUAUGAAAACCCCAGAAGGAGAUUUAAUUAACAGCAGAUCUCUGAAUGCGCUGAGAAAAGAUGCUUCUUUGAUUGCAAGGAAGAUUCAGAGAAACUAACAGACAGAAGAAGGGAGUGAUUAAGCUUUCCUUUUCUCAAGAUUGAUUCAACUGCAAUUAUAAUGCAGAGAGAGCUUUAGAGGGCUAAGUGAGAAUCUUGCAUGUUGAGCCAAAUCUGAACUCUCAGAUUAACCCCAAAAGGCUAAAAAUAAAAAUAAAAUGAAGAAACACUGGAGGAUAUCAUCACAAAGGCAACCACCCAAAGCCAUGAUUAGAAUAUUUGGUUAUGUAUUGCUGUUGCUGCUGUUAUUUAUGCCAUCAUCAUCACAAGCCAGAGAGUUAUCUUCACAGCAAAGUAGCAAUAAUGAAGUUGUGGGGUUAUUAGCCUUCAAGAAAUCCUCUGUUCAAUCUGAUCCAAAGAACUUAUUAGCCAACUGGUCUCCCAAUUCUGCAACUCCAUGUUCGUGGUCAGGCAUCUCUUGCUCUCUUGGUCAUGUCACCACUCUCAACCUCACCAAAGCUGGUCUCAUUGGAACCCUAAACCUCCAUGACCUCACUGGGGCCUUGCAAUCUCUCAAACAUCUUUAUUUGCAAGGAAAUUCAUUCUCUGCUACUGAUCUUUCUGCUUCCCCAUCCUGUGUUCUUGAAACUAUUGACUUGUCUUCAAACAAUCUCUCCGACCCUCUUCCAAGAAACUCCUUUUUAGAGUCUUGUAUUCAUCUCUCUUAUGUUAAUCUCUCUCACAAUUCCAUUUCUGGUGGUACCCUUCGAUUUGGUCCUUCCUUGCUACAACUUGACCUCUCUCGCAAUACUAUUUCUGAUUCUACCUGGUUGACCUAUUCCCUUUCUACCUGCCAGAACUUAAAUCUUCUCAACUUCUCUGAUAACAAGCUAUCUGGAAAACUUGGAGCAACUCCCUCGUCUUGCAAGAGUCUAUCCAUUUUAGACCUAUCAUACAAUCCAUUCUCUGGGGAGAUACCUCCAACUUUUGUUGCAGACUCUCCACCAUCUCUCAAGUAUUUGGAUCUCUCACACAACAACUUCUCUGGCAGCUUCUCCAGCCUUGAUUUUGGGCAUUGUAGCAAUCUUACUUGGCUCAGUUUGUCACAAAAUAGGCUCUCUGGAGAUGGAUUUCCAUUUAGUUUGAGGAACUGUGUGCUUCUACAGACGCUUAACCUCUCCCGUAACGAGCUAAAAUUCAAGAUUCCUGGUUCCUUGUUGGGGAGUUUAACAAAUUUAAGGCAGCUGUCUCUGGCUCACAAUCUGUUUUAUGGUGAUAUUCCUCCCGAGUUGGGACAGGCGUGUCGAACUCUACAGGAAUUGGAUCUAUCAGCAAACAAACUCACAGGUGGCUUGCCGCAAACUUUUGCAUCGUGUUCUUCUAUGCGAAAUCUUAAUCUUGGCAACAAUCUGCUCUCAGGGGAUUUCCUUAGUACUGUUGUGAGCAAACUUCAAAGUCUGAAAUAUCUGUAUGUUCCAUUCAACAACAUCACUGGUACUGUGCCUCUGUCUCUUACAAAGUGUACCAAACUUGAAGUGCUGGACCUCAGUUCUAAUGCUUUUACUGGGGAUGUUCCUUCUAAAUUGUGCUCCUCGUCAAAGCCCACCGCGCUGCAAAAGUUACUCCUAGCUGACAAUUAUCUAUCAGGAAAAGUUCCACCAGAGCUUGGAAGCUGCAAGAACCUGAGGAGCAUUGAUCUCAGUUUCAACAACCUAAUUGGACCAAUUCCCAUGGAGGUUUGGACCUUGCCAAAUCUCUUGGACUUGGUUAUGUGGGCAAACAACCUUACUGGUGAGAUCCCGGAAGGCAUCUGUGUUAACGGAGGAAACCUCGAGACUUUGAUUCUCAACAACAAUCUUAUCACAGGAAGCAUUCCGCAGUCCAUAGGCAAUUGCACCAAUAUGAUUUGGGUUUCCCUUUCCAGCAACCGGCUUACCGGAGAAAUUCCUGCUGGCAUUGGAAAUCUAGUUGACCUGGCUGUUCUCCAAAUGGGUAAUAAUUCACUUACCGGGCAAAUACCACCAGAGCUUGGCAAGUGUCGGAGCCUCAUUUGGCUUGAUUUGAACAGCAACAACCUAACUGGUCCUCUUCCACCUGAGCUUGCAGACCAAGCUGGUCUAGUUGUUCCUGGAAUUGUUUCUGGGAAGCAAUUUGCAUUUGUAAGAAAUGAGGGCGGGACAUCAUGCCGAGGAGCUGGGGGAUUGGUUGAGUUUCAGGGUAUCCGGGCAGAAAGGCUGGAAAAUCUUCCUAUGGCUCACUCUUGCUCAACAACAAGAAUUUACUCUGGCAUGACAGUUUAUACAUUCACCACCAAUGGCAGCAUGAUAUUCCUUGAUCUUGCCUACAACUCACUGUCAGGAGAUAUCCCUCAAAAUUUUGGUUCAAUGAGUUAUUUGCAGGUCUUGAACUUGGGGCAUAAUAAGCUAACCGGAAAUAUUCCAGACAGUUUUGGAGGUUUGAAAGCAAUUGGAGUUCUGGAUCUCUCACACAAUGAUCUCCAAGGAUUUCUGCCAGGGUCUUUAGGGACUCUCUCGUUUCUUAGUGAUCUUGAUGUGUCGAACAACAACCUUACUGGUCCUAUCCCUUCUGGGGGGCAGUUGACAACUUUUCCUCAAUCCAGGUAUGAAAACAAUUCUGGUCUUUGCGGUGUGCCAUUGCCCCCAUGCAGCUCUGGAGACCACCCCCAAAGUCUUAACACUCGGAGAAAGAAGCAAUCCGUGGAAGUAGGUAUGGUCAUUGGCAUCACAUUUUUCAUCUUGUGCGUCUUUGGUCUUUCACUGGCUCUCUAUCGAGUAAAGAAGUACCAGCAGAAGGAAGAACAGAGGGAGAAGUACAUCGAAAGUCUCCCAACUUCAGGUAGCAGCAGCUGGAAACUUUCAGGUGUCCCCGAGCCUUUGAGCAUCAACAUUGCCACAUUCGAGAAACCUCUACGGAAGCUGACUUUUGCCCAUCUACUUGAAGCUACAAAUGGUUUCAGUGCUGAUAGCUUAAUAGGGUCUGGUGGGUUUGGAGAGGUAUACAAGGCACAACUAGGAGAUGGUUGUGUUGUUGCUAUAAAGAAGCUGAUUCAUGUCACAGGACAGGGUGACAGGGAGUUUAUGGCAGAAAUGGAAACUAUCGGGAAGAUCAAGCACCGAAACCUGGUUCCUUUGCUGGGUUAUUGUAAAAUUGGAGAGGAGAGGCUUCUUGUGUAUGAAUACAUGAAAUGGGGGAGUUUAGAGUCUGUUCUUCAUGACAGGUCGAAAGGAGGAUGCUCAAGGCUUGAUUGGGCAGCAAGAAAGAAGAUUGCAAUAGGGUCAGCAAGAGGCCUUGCUUUCCUUCAUCACAGCUGCAUACCUCACAUUAUCCACCGUGACAUGAAGUCUAGUAAUGUUCUUUUAGAUGAAAACUUUGAAGCGCGGGUAUCUGAUUUUGGAAUGGCAAGAUUGGUGAACGCCCUUGAAACACAUCUUAGUGUGAGUACACUUGCUGGAACUCCAGGUUAUGUGCCCCCUGAGUAUUAUCAGAGCUUUAGAUGCACAUCAAAAGGGGAUGUCUACAGCUAUGGUGUCAUACUUCUGGAGCUCCUCUCAGGCAAGAAGCCAAUAGAUUCCGCUGAGUUUGGUGAUGAUAACAACCUUGUAGGAUGGGCAAAGCAGCUAUAUAGAGAGAAGAGAUGCAAUGAGAUAUUAGACCCUGAGUUGAUGACACAAACAUCUGGAGAGGCCAAAUUAUACCAGUAUUUGAGAAUUGCUUUUGAGUGCCUUGAUGACAGACCUUUCAGACGGCCAACCAUGAUUCAAGUUAUGGCCAUGUUCAAAGAGCUUCAGGUAGACUCUGAAAGCGAUAUCCUAGAUGGUUUGUCAUUGAAAGAUGCAAGUAUUGAUGAAUUCAAGGAGGAGUCUAGUUCAUGAUGUUUAGCCUUCGAUUGGACUAGAAGUUGUCUUUGGCACCUUUACUGUGCUCACCUGGAAGUAGAGUUAUUUGCGCUGCUGAACUGGAUAUGGGCUAAUCCUUCAAAUUUCAGCUACUGUAAAUAAUAGAAUGCUGAAAUGACAGAGAGAAAAGUAGCAGGGAAACGGGGAGAGAACAAAGGAAAGGGUCCUCCGGUCGCUAAACGAUCAGUAACUUGAUACUUUUUCCUUUUUUUUCCAUUGAUCAUCAUGGUUAUUACAAAAGACUUGAAACCUUGUCUCUUCACACGAGCUUCUUAUUCUGUCACAGUUUUGCUAACUGAUGUUCCACUAUUUGUUUGUUUAUUUCCAAUUAUUGCUGUUUAUAGGAAGCUAUGAUUUUAGAAAUGAACACACUGUUUUGUAAAGUUGUAGUGAUAGCAUUGUUGGAAAGUAAACCACAAGAGUAUUGCUUGCAUUUAGUA